Exophiala spinifera is the source of this 13032-nucleotide messenger RNA. RefSeq lists its product as uncharacterized. The record is from RefSeq and is a predicted model, not a curated record. Gene Ontology annotation, molecular function: dynein light intermediate chain binding; ATP binding; minus-end-directed microtubule motor activity. Gene Ontology annotation, biological process: microtubule-based movement. Bases 1 to 13032 code for a protein of 4343 amino acids. Lineage: Eukaryota; Fungi; Ascomycota; Eurotiomycetes; Chaetothyriales; Herpotrichiellaceae. The transcript has a single exon. Gene Ontology annotation, cellular component: dynein complex.
AUGGGGGAUGUUCUCUCGCCCACUGCUCCUAAUGGGGCUUCCGCACCCGCUUUGGUAGAGCCAGACCCUUUGAAUGUUCUCGAACACAUCGCCAGCCUUAUCGAAAUCACACUCGGUGCUGCGCGCAAAGAACUUGAGGCUGUGGGGAGCCUGUUAUCCAAACCAGACCGGCCAGCUUCACUUGAGAAAUGUGCCAAAUUUGCAAGCGAUUCGCAGGUCACCCUGUUUGCGCAGAAGGAUAUCAAGCAAAGCCAAGUCAACGGCCAUGAUGAAAACUCAAGUCAGUUCAUGGAACGCGGUAUGCAGUCUCGUCCUAACUAUGUUGUAGGGCUUGAGCACAGCUACACACUUUCGUCCGAGUUGUCACCCUCCUCGACGACAGUCGCCUCGAUUGCCCUCCUCAAGCUGUCGGGCCCCCUUGACGCUCGGAAGCCUCUUGCGCAUCAGAUUCAAGUCUUCAACCUUCCAGGCUCUUAUGCUAUCGAUGGCGAAGUAGUCAGCAAUACCGAACUCGCCUCACCUUAUACCGUAAUGUACUCCCUGCUCCAUAAUGUCCUUGGCCCAUACUUUGAUGCAUAUACAAGGAGAGGUGGUUCUGGGACCCGAAGUUGGUAUGAUGCCCAAGCCAAAGGUGGUGUGCCUGGAGCGAAGAGACGAAUGAUGGAGUUGGAAAUAAGCCUCCUGAACUUACAGCAGAACACCGAUAUUCCGCUCGUUCAUCUACCCCUUCACGAGGUCGUGGUAGAUACCUUGCAAGACGCUGCGGCCCAGGGGGUCCAGCCCACCGUCCAGCUCAUUCCUACGCAAAUCUUGGAAAACACCACGGUGCAGAACAGUCUUACCAAUACUGUCAACGGAUGGAUCAAGUCAAUACAAGCCCUGACCAAGCUUGCAAAGGACCUUUCUGGUGCUCAAGCGACUGCUGCUCAAGAAAUAAACUUUUGGUUGAACCUUGAAUCCGCCCUCGCCAAGUUGGGAGAUGAAUUGGAGUCGCCGGGAGUCAAGUUGACCAUGGACAUAUUAAAGAAGGCGAAACGGCAGCAGCAGGUUAUUGGAUUUGACACUGACACGGGAUUGAAAGAGGCCCGGGAUAUCGUGCACAACUACAACACCCUCAUGCGUGAUUUCCCACUCGACGAGCUCUCAUCUGCAGGUUCACUGGAAAAGGUGGUAGAUGCCCUGGACUCUAUUUUCGGCCAUCUCAACAAAAAAUGGAGGGUUUGCAAUUAUCCGAUUCGACGAGCACUUAAACUCGUAGAAGGUAUCUCUGCAGAGUUGAACACCCAAGUGCAUAAUCUACUUCAGGGAAGAUCGAUCAUGUCUUCGAGCUACAAGGACUUCCAAAAAUUGAUGGAGUCCGUCAAUAAGGUGUGGGCAACUUGGGACGAUCACCUGAAGAGCUUUACUGCAGUCGCGCGCGAGAUUACCAGACGCAAGAACAACGAUUUUGUUCCCGUGAAGAUUACGUCUCAACAUGCCCAGACACAGGAGCGCCUACGGUACGUGAACCAGUUUCGCAACAAUCACGAACAAUUACUUCAGACGAUUGUGAAUGUCCUCGGAGUCAAGUCGACCGCUCCUGGCCAGACAGCGCCUCCCGAUGAAGCCGGGACCGCGAUAAUUGAGGAGCUUGGUGAUGUUGAUGCUGUCGAAGAGGUCAACGCCGCGUAUGAAGUCGUCAGGCAUGUAAACGUUCUCGAUGUUUCAGAAGAUGGUACGAGAGUCUGGGUCGAUGCAGAAAACCAGUACACGGAGAGGACAUCUCGUGUUGAGGAUUCAAUUAUUGCCAGACUGAGAGACCGCCUCGGCAAAGCAAAGACCGCCAACGAGAUGUUUCGAGUGUUUGAAAAAUUCAACGCACUGCUCGUCAGACAAAAGGUUAGAAGCGCAAUAGCAUCUUAUCAGGCACAGCUUCUGGACAACGUCAAAAGCGCCAUUGCAGCCCUGCACGAGCGGUUCAAGCAGCAAUACGGCGGCUCAGAAGCACAAAUGAUGGCACAGCUACGUGAUAUUCCUCCUGUAGCUGGAGCGAUUCUUUGGGUACGACAAAUCGAAUCACAGUUGGAUGGCUACAUGUCCAAAGUCCAAGCCGUUCUUGGAGAGGACUGGAAGCUCCACACAGACGGCGAGAAGUUACAAGCUGAAAGUAACAUGUUCCGAAAGAAGCUCACCACCCGAGAUAUCUACGAAGCAUGGCUGUAUGAUGUCCAAUCAAGAGAUAUCUCGGUGACAGGGAGGCUCUUCGUCAUCAUGCGCAGCCGAAGUGCUAACGGAGCGCUGGAGUUGCACGUCAAUUUUGACAAUCAUGCCAUCUCUCUCUUCAAAGAAGUCCGAAAUUUAACGUGGUUGAACUUCCAGAUUCCGCAUCGCAUCGCUACCACCGCCAAACAAGCACAGAGAGUAUAUCCGUACGCGUUGAGUCUGAUGGAAAGUGUUUCGGGCUACUUCUCGACAGUUAGGACCAUCUUAGAGAUGCCAAAUAUGGCCCCUCUAAUGGCUGGUUAUGAGAGAGAAGUACAAAAUCUCUUCAGCACCGGCGUGAAGUUGCAGUGGGAUUCAUUUAUCCAUUCGUACGAAGUGCAUAUCAAGGGAAAGUCUACGUCGAAUGACUCUGCCCAUGUGCAAUACGUUCGUGACUUGGCUACGGCUGUUACGGUAUUGCAGAGCAAGACGGCGAUCAUUCGGGAGCUCGACCAGAAGAUCCAACUAGCACUUUCGGAGAUGAAGACAUGCCAAUACUCAGCCAAAUCCUUUCAGGCUCACAUGGACACUAUACAGAACGCCGUUGACAAAAUGAAUCUGGAAAGCUACGCCAACUUGUCCCCCUGGGUAACAGACUUGAAUUUGCAGCUCCGUCGAAUAUUCCGGGAACGGUUGCAGCAUGCACUAAAACAUUGGACGAGCACUUUCGUCUCUCGAGACGGGCAUGACGGAAUGCAGCAAAACACCGUCGCACCGGAGGAUGCAAUCUACCAUGUUGAUUUCCCGCAGACCAACAUUGAAAUCAUCAUGAACAAUCAGACCAUCUUCGUCGAGCCCCCUUUGAAUUUUGUCAAAGCGUCCUGGGUAAACCAGUUGGAAGACUGGCUCGAUGUCCUGUGUCAUCUGCCUCAGAUCACUCUUCGAUAUCAGGUAACGGCUGACGCUGGCCUAACACAGACGUCCCUUACCUAUAAUGAUUUGCCUUUGGAGACCGUCGAGACACUGCUCACAGCGUACAAAGCCAUUGAUUCGAAAAUUGAUCAAAUGUCAACCUACCUCGAUGAAUGGUACACAUAUCAGAACCUUUGGGACCUGAGAAGCGACCAACUGCACGAGACUUUGGGCGACGACCUCGGCCAGUGGCAUCAAUUACUUCAAGAAGUUCGCCAUGCGCGAUCGACGUUCGACACCUCUGAGGGCCGAAAAGCUAUUGGCUCUGUUGUCUUUGACUAUGAGCAGGUCCAGUCAAAGAUCACUCAGAAGUACGACAACUGGCAGGACGAGAUCACGAGAAAAUUUGGUGGUAUCCUCGGCAAUCGUAUGGCAGAAGUGUUUAACGAGAUGAAACAAUCCCGGCAAGAUCUCGAAAAUCAGUCCCUAGAAGCAUCCUCCACAGCGCAAGCCGUAGCAUUCAUCACCAUUGUUCAGCAAUGUAGGAGGAAUGCCGCCAUGUGGGGUCCUGAGGUCGAGAUCUUCCGUCAGGGUCAGACCGCGCUUUCCAGACAACGUUACAACUUUGGCACUGAUUGGCUCUCUGCUACUCAAGUCAGUGACGAGUGGGAUGCCUUCGAGGAGAUACUCAACCGCAAAACCAAAAUCGUCGAGGAUCAAACGGAUGCCCUACGGUCCAAUGUCAUCAACGAAGACCGUGCCAUUAGCGGUCGCAUAACAGACGUCGUCGCUCAAUGGUCAGAGGAGAAACCUGUAUCUGGAACUAUUCCUCCAGCAGAGGCCGCUGAAGUGUUACGGACAUACCAGGCACGGAUGGAGAAACUUCAAAGCGAGGCCGACACAGUUGCGAGGGCCAAGGAAGCUCUUGCUCUUCCUCAAACCAAAGACACUGCUCUGACUUCUGCGCUCGAAGAAGUCAGUGACUUCAAGUCAGUUUGGUCAGCUCUUUCCACGAUAUGGCAGAGUAUUAAUGACCUCCGUGACACGUUAUGGACAAGUUUACAGCCACGAAAACUCCGCCAGUCCCUCGAUGGCUUGGUCAAGAUGACCAAGGAAAUGCCCAGCCGGAUGCGCCAAUACGCUGCGUUUGAACACGUGCAGAAUAUCUUGCGUCAACUGAUCAAGGCAAAUCCUCUUUUGACCGAUCUGAAAUCCGAUGCUAUUCGAGAGCGGCAUUGGUUAAAGAUCUUCAAGGCUCUGAAACCAAACAAGCGGUAUUCCGAGGUGUCAAUGACGUUAGGCGAUGUGUGGGACCUUCAACUAGUUGCAAGCGAAGCCACGAUCCGAGACAUCAUUGCUCAGGCCAGGGGCGAGUUAGCACUGGAAGAGUUCGUCAGACAAGUGCGCGAUACGUGGCAAAGCUAUCCUCUGGACCUGGUCAACUACCAGAACAAAUGUCGCCUUAUUCGCGGCUGGGAUGACCUGUUCGCCAAGUGCAGUGAGAACCUCAAUUCGUUGCAAGCUAUGAGACACUCACCGUAUUACAAAGAGUUCGAGGAGGAAGCGUCUGCGUGGGAAGACAAGUUGAACCGUGUUCAUGUUCUAUUCGACGUUUGGAUCGAUGUUCAGAGACAAUGGGUUUACCUAGAGGGCGUAUUCACCGGCAAUAACGAUAUCAAGCACCUUCUGCCGACUGAAUCCAGCAGAUUUUCCAACAUCAAUACCGAAUUCUCUGCCGUGAUGAAGAAGGUAUACAAGUCUCCAUUUGUCAUGGAUGUUCUUGCCAUCCCUGGGGUUCAGAAAUCACUGGAACGGCUCGCCGAGCUCCUGAGCAAAAUCCAAAAGGCUCUAGGAGAAUAUCUUGAACGCGAGCGUGUCUCAUUUCCUCGCUUCUACUUCGUGGGAGAUGAAGAUCUUUUGGAGAUCAUUGGCAACAGCAACGACAGCACACGCGUAGCAAAACAUUUCAAGAAAAUGUUUGCAGGCAUUUCUGGAGCUGAAGUGAGCGAGGAUAGUACGAUUACAGCCGUCACUUCGAAGGAAGGAGAGUCUGUUGCCUUGAAGAAGGAAGUUUCUCUGAUCAAAUUGCCAAAGAUCAACGACUGGCUCACAGCUCUCGAUAACAGUGUCAAGCACACCUUGGCGGAGUUACUUGCAGAGGCUAUUGCCGUAUUCCGACCGCUUUUCACCGCUUCCGAACUUGACCAAUCGAUGUUCCAAGAAUACAUGAACAUGUUUCCAGCUCAGAUCAUGAUUCUGGCUGCUCAGGUCGUGUGGACUGACCUUGUUCAAGAGGCAUUGGAGGCUGCUGGUCAUGGUCUAACAAAGGUACAUGAGUUUGAAGUACGACUGCUCGAACUGUUGGCGGAGAGCGUCCUACAGGAUCUUCCUGCCCUGGCUCGGAAGAAGUGCGAACACUUUAUCACAGAAGCUGUACAUCAGCGUGACGUCGUUGCCAAACUCAUCAAAGCUGAAGCUGCCUCACCUGGGCAUUAUCUUUGGAUCCUGCAAAUGCGCUACGUCUACAGCCCCAAUGCUGAAUUGAAGAGCCGGCUACGCAUCGAGAUGGCAAAUGCUGUCCUAGACUAUGGGUACGAAUACCUGGGAGUACCUGACCGCCUCGUACGGACACCACUUACCGACCGCUGCUUCUUGACUUUGACGCAAGCACUCUGUCAGCGUCUUGGAGGGUCUCCCUACGGUCCUGCGGGUACAGGUAAGACUGAGUCUGUGAAGGCCCUUGGUCUUCAACUGGGCCGCUUUACCUUGGUUUUCUGUUGCGAUGACACGUUCGAUUUCCAAGCCAUGGGUCGUAUCUUCCUUGGCUUGUGCCAGGUAGGUGCCUGGGGGUGUUUCGACGAGUUCAAUAGGUUGGAAGAGAGAAUUCUCUCUGCAGUAUCCCAGCAGAUCCAGAACAUUCAAAUUGGUCUCAAAAACACCACGAAUGAGCAGAAAGCACAGAUCGACCUCGUUGGUCGUCGCUUCAAGGUCAACCCCAACUCGGGUCUCUUCAUCACGAUGAAUCCUGGCUAUGCAGGUCGUUCGAAUCUUCCGGACAAUUUGAAGAAGCUGUUCAGAAGUGUUGCAAUGUCAAAGCCCGACAAGGAAUUAAUUGCAGAAGUAAUGCUCUUCUCCCAGGGCUUCAAGCAGGCAAAGCAGAUAUCCUCUCAGGUCGUUCCUUUCUUCGACCACUGUGCUCAGCAGCUUUCCAAACAGCCCCAUUACGACUUCGGUUUACGAGCAUUAAAGAGUGUGCUCGUCAGCUCUGGGGGACUCAAGAGGAUUCGCAUGCAGACCGCAGCUGAAGGUGUAGAUGACGAACGUGCGCUUGAACCACAAAUCAUUGUGCAGAGCAUCCGCGAAACGGUGUCACCCAAGCUUAUCAAGCAGGAUGUUGAAACACUCGUGUCGGUCCAAGCACAAGAUUUCCCCGGCGUGGAGUACGUCCCGGCCAAUAUGGACAAGCUUGUUUCGGCCAUCAAGGAGGUCAUGCGUGAGGAACAUCUUACUGAAAGCGAUGCCUGGAUGACCAAGAUUUUGCAAUUGUAUCAAAUUCAGAACAUCCAUCAUGGUGUAAUGAUGGUGGGCCAAUCUGCCUCGGGCAAAUCAUCAAUCUGGAAAGUCCUGCUACAAGCCCUCCAGAGAGUCGAGGGUGUUGAGGGAGUGCACCAUGUAAUAGACCCGAAGGUUAUGUCGAAAGAAGCUCUUUAUGGCAGUCUUGAUAGCACUACACGAGAGUGGACUGACGGGUUGUUCACUGCUAUCUUGAGAAAGGUCGUCGACAACUUGAGAGGCGAAGACAGCAAGCGACACUGGAUUGUCUUCGACGGUGAUGUCGACCCAGAAUGGGUUGAAAAUCUGAACAGUGUGCUUGAUGACAACAAGCUUCUGACGUUGCCAAACGGUGAACGACUGAAUUUACCCCCAAAUGUACGCAUUAUGUUCGAAGUGGAGAGUUUGAAGUAUGCGACUCUCGCCACCGUCAGUCGCUGCGGUAUGGUCUGGUUUUCGGAUGACACUGUAACCCCAUCACUGAUGAUUGACCAUCACCUGCAAAAUCUUGCGGACAGAAGUUUCGAGGAUUUGGACGAUGAGAUCAAGGCUUCAGGCAUGGCUAAUAAGGCACGGGAAACACAAAGACAUGUUGUUGAAACGCUGCGAGGCCUAGCAAAUCGCGAUGAUUUCCUCCUCAAGGCCCUCUCGACGGCAUCGAAACACAAACACAUCAUGGACUUUACACACGCCAGAGCACUCGACAGCCUUUUCAGUCUUCUUGCCAAAGCAUGUCGCUCGAUCCUAGAAUACGACUUGAAUCAUCCUGAGUUUCCCCUGGACGUGGAGCAGACAGAAGCCUACAUUUCCAAGAAGCUGCUCCUGGCAUGUGUCUGGAGUUUUGUCGGUGAUGCAGGGUUGAGCAUUCGAAAAGAGUUCGGUGACUUUCUCAGCACGAUGACAAACAUCGAUCUACCAAAUCUGGACAGCACAACGUCUCUGAUCGACUACGAUGUCAACUUACCACACACUCAGUGGGUCCUUUGGCAAUCCCAGGUGCCCACAGUCGACCUAAACACCAACUCAAUCAAGCAGACCGAUGUCAUCAUCCCAACUGUUGAUACUGUUCGUCACGAAGAUGUCCUGUACUCAUGGUUGGCAGAACACAAGCCGCUCAUGCUUUGCGGUCCACCUGGAUCCGGUAAAACAAUGACGCUCUUCAGUGCUCUGAGGAAACUCCCAGAUAUGGAGGUUGUUGGCCUCAAUUUCUCCAGUGCGACGCAACCGGAACUAGUCAUCAAGACUUUCGAGCAGUAUUGCGAGUACAAGAAGACCUUGAACGGGAUGGUCCUUUCCCCAACACAACUUGGUCGAUGGCUAGUUAUCUUCUGCGACGAAAUCAACCUUCCGGCCCCUGAUAAGUAUGGUACUCAACGAGCAAUCAGUUUCUUGCGACAGCUUGUAGAACAAAAUGGCUUCUGGCGCACGUCGGAUAAGGUCUGGGUAUCCUUGGAACGCAUCCAAUUUGUAGGGGCUUGCAAUCCUCCCGAAGACGUCGGUCGUCAUCCACUUGGCGAUCGGUUCUUGAGGCACGCUCCUGUUGUUAUGGUUGACUACCCUGGCGAGUCCUCGCUGACUCAAAUUUACGGAUCGUAUAACAAUGCUGUGUUAAAGGUGGUGCCGACCCUACGAGGCUUCGCGGACGCUCUGACGCACGCAAUGGUGGAUUUCUAUCUCAAGUCUCAAGCACGAUUCACUCCAGACAUUCAGCCACAUUAUGUUUACUCUCCCAGAGAACUCACUCGAUGGGUUCGUGGCAUAUACGAAGCAAUUGCUCCACUCGAGCACCUCUCGCUUGAGGGGCUUAUUCGAAUCUGGGCGCAUGAGGCACUGCGACUGUUUUCUGACCGUCUCGUCGAACCCGACGAAAGAGCUUGGACAUCUGAUAUGGUCAGACAGACGGCGCUCCAGCACUUCCCCACUGCAGACAUCGACCAGGCUCUACAAGGGCCCAUAUUAUUCUCGAAUUGGCUCUCCAAGAAUUAUGUGUCUGUGGAACAAGAACAACUUCGAGAAUUCGUGAAAGCGCGACUGAAGACAUUCUGUGAGGAAGAAGUUGACGUCCCACUCGUGCUCUUCAACGAUGUACUGGAACAUGCCCUUCGUAUCGACAGAGUAUUCCGGCAACCACAAGGUCAUCUUAUCUUGAUCGGCACCAGUGGUAGUGGGAAAACCACCCUUUCGAGGUUCGUCGCUUGGAUGAACGGCCUGACCAUAUUCCAAAUCAAGGUCCAUGGCAAAUAUUCUGGUGAAGACUUUGAUGAAGACCUUCGAAAUGUUCUCAGAGCGUGCGGUACCCGAGGUCAGAAGAUAUGUUUCAUCAUGGAUGAGUCCAACGUGCUGGAUUCUGGUUUUCUUGAGCGAAUGAACACUUUACUUGCCAAUGGGGAAGUUCCCGGGCUCUUCGAAGGCGACGAAUACUCUGCGUUGAUGACAGCUUGCAGAGAAGGAGCCCAGCGUCAGGGCGAUCAUAUCGACUCCCAGGAAGAACUCUACAAGUGGUUCACCAAGGAGAUUGUCAAGAACCUACACGUUGUCUUCACGAUGAACCCGCCACAGGAAGGGUUGUCAUCUAAAGCCGCUACGAGUCCAGCCUUGUUCAAUCGUUGUGUACUUAACUGGAUGGGUGAUUGGUCAGACCAAGCUCUUUUCCAGGUCGGAUAUGAGCUCACACAGUCAAUCGAUCUCGACAAACCGAACUUUACUGCUCCGGAUAGCAUACCUCUGGCCUAUCGCGAUCUCACGCUUCCUGCAUCUCACCGUGACACUAUUGUCAAUGCGAUGGUACACAUGCACUAUUCAAUUCAGAAGACGAACGAACGCCUGGAGCAACAGCAAGGUAUCGUUACGUAUCUCACACCUCGGCAUUACCUGGAUUUUGUCACGCAAUUCGGCAAACUCUUCAGGGAAAAGCGAGAGGACCUCGAAGAACAACAGCGCCACCUGAAUGUUGGUCUCGAGAAGCUACGGGAUACCGUGGACAAAGUUCGUGACCUCCGAGCAAGCCUGGACCAGAAGAAGCAGCAACUAGAGCUUAAGGAUGCCGAAGCAAACGAGAAAUUGCAGCGCAUGGUGGCCGAUCAGCAAGAAGCCGAGCAGCGGAAAACAUCCUCGCUUGAGGUACAAAGCGCAUUGGAAGAGCAAGAAAAGGAGAUUGCAAGCCGAAAGGAAAUUGUGCUCAAUGAUUUGGCCAAGGCCGAACCAGCUGUUAUCGAAGCUCAGAGAAGUGUUAGCAACAUCAAGAGACAACAUCUUACUGAAGUCCGUUCUAUGGGCAACCCUCCAGCUGGUGUGAAGCUUGCACUGGAGUCUGUCUGUACUCUGCUUGGCCACAAAGUCGACAGCUGGAAGAGCAUUCAAGCCGUCGUGCGCAAGGACGAUUUCAUUGCGAAUAUCGUCAACUAUAACAAUGAAAAGGACAUGACGCCACCGUUGCGGCAGAAGAUGCGCCAUGAUUAUCUGUCCAACGAUGACUUUACCUUUGAGAAAGUGUUCCGUGCAAGCAAGGCAUGUGGUCCGUUGGUACAAUGGGUUGAGGCUCAAGUCAACUAUUCCGAGAUUCUCGACCGCGUUGGACCCCUCCGCGCUGAGGUUGAGCAGCUGGAAGAGAAAGCUCUCGACACAAAGGCGAAUGCUAAAGCCAUCGAGAACACCAUUAUCAAGCUCGAAAAAAGCAUCGGUACAUAUAAGACGGAAUAUGCUGCUCUUAUCAGCGAGACCCAAGCAAUCAAAGGUGAAAUGGCCAGAGUGCAGACAAAAGUCGACCGAAGUCUUCGUCUACUGGACAGUCUCUCUUCCGAGCGAGUAAGAUGGGAAGCUGCCAGCAAAUCUUUCGAGACUCAAAUCCAGACGCUGGUUGGAGAUGUCUUGAUAGCAUCAGCAUUCUUGGCCUAUGCAGGUCUAUUCGAUCAGCAAUUCAGAAAGACCAUGGUUGAUGACUGGAUGCAUCAUAUGUCGAUGUCUGGAGUCUCCUGUAAGAAUGAUGGUUCCGUUUUAGGCUAUCUUUCGUCCGCCGACGAACGCCUGCAGUGGCAACGCCACUCACUGCCUGCGGAUGAUCUGUGCAUGGAAAACGCAAUCAUGCUCAAGCGCUUCAACAGGUAUCCCUUGAUCAUUGAUCCUCCUGGCAGAGUUGCCGAAUUCUUGAAGCAAGAACACCAAGGACGCAAGUUGACAGUGACCAGCUUCCUCGACGAUGCCUUCACCAAACAGCUUGAAAGUGCACUGCGAUUUGGCAAUCCAAUCUUGAUUCAAGAUGCAGAGUAUCUUGACCCAAUCUUAACCCAUGUUCUCAACAAAGAGUAUCAAAAGACCGGCGGACGAGUGCUCAUCCAAUUGGGCAAACAAGAGAUCGACUUCUCAGAGCAUUUCCAGCUCUAUCUCUCCACUCGCGAUCCUUCCGCAAACUUUGCCCCAGACGUGUGCAGCCGAACGACCUUCAUCAAUUUCACAGUUACUCGGAGCAGUCUCCAAACCCAGUCUCUCAACGAUGUCCUCAAAGCAGAACGCCCAGAUGUUGACAAGCGUCGCACCAACCUCGUCAAGAUGCAGGGUGAGUUCGACAUAAACCUGCGGCAACUAGAAAAGAGACUGUUGCAAGCUCUGAACGAAUCCCGCGGCAACAUUUUGGAUGACGACAAUGUUAUCCAGACCUUGGAAACACUCAAGAAAGAAGCUGCGGUAAUCACAAAGAAGGUUGCUGAGACGGAAGGGGUCAUGGCAGAAGUUGAUCGCAUUACCCAAGGCUACAGCCGGAUCGCCAAUGCUUGUAGCGCCAUCUUCGCUUUGCUCGAACAGCUUCAUCACCUCAAUCAUGGCUACCGAUUUUCGUUGCAAUAUUUCCUCGACAUCUUCAGUUCAGUCUUGCAUCACAACCCUCACCUUACGAAUAAGACCAAUCAUGAAGAGAGAAGCGAGAUCAUUUUGAAGGACAUUUUCGUCGAGACGUACAGGAGAACAUCGCUGUCUAUGUUGCAAAAAGAUCGAAUCACCCUUGCAAUGUUGCUCGUCCGCGCGACACCUUACCACUUUGAUCGUUCUAUCAUGGACAUGAUCCUUGAAAACCAACAGCCGUCUCCUGGUGCAGUUGCACCUGGUGUUUGCGAGGAAGAUGUGAUUGCGGCAGUCAAACAGAUCCCUGUAUUUGAUCGACAAAUAAUUGACGCAUCUGGGAACGCAUGGAAACAAUUUCUCGCUGCUGAGCGCGCUGAACAUCAUGUACCGACCCUGUGGAAGCAAACCGACAAUGCUGUUGACCGCAGCCUUUACGAACUGCUUCUUGUCAAGCUCGCAAGACCAGACCGGUUCUUACCUACAGCGGAGAAGCUUGUGAUAAGCGUGUUUGGACAGGAAGUUUUCCAAGGGUCGGACGAUUUGAGCGCAAUUGUCAAGCAGGUCAACUCUUCGGUCCCGAUUGCCCUCUGCUCAAAUCCUGGAUUUGAUGCCAGCUACAAGGUCGAUGCGCUUGUUGAGAAGCAGAAUGCAAACUGCGCCAAUGUGGCUAUGGGCUCCGAAGAAGCUAUUGCUAGCGCCGACAAGGCCAUCACUAGUGCGGCUGCAAACGGCGCCUGGGUUUUGAUCAAGAAUGUGCAUCUGGCUCCUCAGUGGUUACAGAGUCUCGAAAAACGGCUAUCGGCCCUCAAACCCCAUCCCGAUUUUCGACUCUUCUUAUCAAUGGAGUCCAGUCCCAAGAUUCCAGUCAACUUGAUCCGAGCAUCCAGAACCUUGGUGUAUGAACAGCCGGCCGGUAUGCGAGCCAACAUGAAAGAUACCCUGACAGUUCUGUCAGACAGGGGCACCAAGAAUCCGGUGGAAAAGGGCAGAUUGUACCUUCUACUCUGCUUUUUGCAUGCUGUACUUCAAGAACGCUUACGAUAUGCGCCGACACUAGGGUGGAAAGGACUUUGGGAGUUCAACGACAGCGACUAUGAAUGCUGCUCGUUCAUCAUAGAUACCUGGAUCGAAGCGAUUGCACAAGGUCGUUCAAAUGUUGCUCCUGUCAAAUUGCCCUGGGAGUUGAUCCGUACUUUAGUCACCGAAAUGUACGGAGGCAAGAUUGAUGACGAGGGAGACUUUUCAUUGCUCAACAACAUUGUCAAUCAAGUUUUCGACCCUGCUGCAUUCGAGGCCGAUCACGAGCUUGUGUCGGAUAACGACGGUCACGCUCUGAAGGUUCCACAAGGAACGACCAUUCGAGACUUUUUGAACUGGGUAGAUGGACUUCCAGAACGAGAGCCACCAGCCUAUUUGGGACUGCCUGCCAACGCGGAGAAAUUGCUUUUGAUGGGACAAGGACGAGAAACCAUUGGCAAUCUCGCCAGGAUCACAGAUUUGUUGGAGGAAGGAGAACAUUCUGUUGCCGGCCGCGAAGAGCAUAGCGAGGCAUAG